Messenger RNA from Camelina sativa (false flax), 1654 nucleotides. RefSeq names its product glucan endo-1,3-beta-glucosidase 14-like. The record is from RefSeq and is a predicted model, not a curated record. Gene Ontology annotation, biological process: carbohydrate metabolic process. NCBI's taxonomy places the organism in Eukaryota, Viridiplantae, Streptophyta, Magnoliopsida, Brassicales, Brassicaceae. Gene Ontology annotation, molecular function: hydrolase activity, hydrolyzing O-glycosyl compounds.
GUAAAGUAAGAAUCUUAUGCAAACAAAGACUUACAAUGUUAGUUUUCUUAUUUCCUUGAUUCAGUUUCAGAAGAAUCUUUUGAUUUUUGCCUUGAUCCCUUCCUUUUGCAUGGUCCCGGAGACAAGGGUUUAGAAUCUUCCUAUUAAGGAACAACUUCAUAGUAUAAACACUUCGUGUUCCUAUUUUAGGACCCAAAAAAACUAAAAUAAACCCUCCUCUGUUUUCAAAACCAUCAUUAGAGACAGCAUCUCAUAUGGAUUAUAGUGUUUCUCUUCGACGAAAGUCUCGUACUUCACAUAUGGGUUUCUCUGCUUUCCUCCUCUCGUUUCUCUUCGUCUUCUCAAUCCUCUCUUCGCAACCGGCCGUCGCAUUCAUAGGAACGUACGGUAUAAACUACGGUCGUAUAGCGGACAAUCUUCCGCCUCCUGACGCGGUAGCAACUCUCCUUAAAUCAGCAAAGAUCAGAAACAUCCGUAUCUAUGAUGCUGACCACUCCGUCCUCACGGCCUUCCGUGGGACUGGGAUUGAAAUCAUCGUUGGCUUAGGCAACGAGUUUCUCAAGGACAUAAGCGUUGGUGAAGACCGUGCCAUGAACUGGCUUAAGGAAAACGUCGAGCCUUUUAUAAGAGGUGGUACUAAAAUUAGCGGUAUCGCGGUUGGGAACGAGAUUUUAGGUGGCACCGAUAUCGGACUUUGGGAAGCUCUCUUACCUGCUGCCAAAAAUGUUUACUCCGCUCUUCGCCGUCUUGGUCUUCACAAUGUCGUUGAGGUGUCGAGUCCACAUUCGGAGGCAGUGUUUGCGAACUCGUAUCCACCGUCGUCGUGCACGUUCAGGGACGACGUGGCGCCGUUUAUGAAGCCGUUGUUAGCGUUUUUUUGGCAAAUUCAAUCGCCUUUUUACAUUAACGCUUACCCUUUUCUUGCUUAUAAAUCUGACCCGAUCACAAUUGAACUCAAUUACGCCAUUUUCGAGAAAAACAAAGGCAUCUUGGACCCCAAAACCAAGCUUCAUUACGAUAACAUGUUCGAUGCCAUGGUCGAUGCUUCUUAUGCUGCUCUCGAAAAAGCUGGUUACACAAAAGUCCCGGUGAUUGUUUCGGAGACGGGAUGGGCAUCAAAAGGCGAUGCUGACGAACCCGGAGCGUCAUUGAAGAACGCCAGAACUUAUAACCGGAAUCUCAGGAAAAAGCUUCAAAAGAGGAAAGGAACGCCGUAUAGACCAGACAUGAUGGUGAGAGCUUACGUGUUUGCUCUCUUCAAUGAGAACUCGAAACCAGGCCCCACUUCCGAGAGAAACUUUGGUCUUUUUAAACCCGACGGUACUAUUGCCUACGACAUUGGCUUCACCGGACUCAAGUCCUCCUCUUCUACAACACGGUGUCAUGUAUGGUCGUCUCUUGUUUCGGCUUCUCUAGUAAUGUUUCUUCUUCUUUUUCUUCAUUGUUAGUUACGCCCUUGUGAGUUUGUGAGAUUUGUGAUUUUCUAAUUGAUCCUUUGGUGUAUAUAGAUUAUCAAGUUAACCCUGUAAUUCUUGAUUUGCUUAUGAUUAGUCACUUUUAACUUUAAGUGUUGUUGAUAUAAGAACUUCUUACUUUGUGUAAUGUGCUUAUUGUACGAUAUUGCUAGUAAUUUGAAAUGUUGGAUAUUUCUACA